Solanum dulcamara is the source of this 1852-nucleotide messenger RNA. RefSeq lists its product as uncharacterized. The coding region runs from base 452 to 1684 and encodes 410 amino acids. The record is from RefSeq and is a predicted model, not a curated record. Lineage: Eukaryota; Viridiplantae; Streptophyta; Magnoliopsida; Solanales; Solanaceae. The transcript has a single exon.
UCUUCUUCAUCAUCAUCUCUUCCACAUUUUUUCUCUUCAUUCAACUUCCCAAAAAAAAAAAGGGUUAUUUUUUCCCCUCAUUUGUUGAUGUUAGUUGAGUUUUAGAUCAUCUAAUUUCAUUUCUGGGUGCACCUAGAAACUCAAUUUACAUGGGGUUUACUUUACCUUUUUAUUGAGUGCUUUAAACAGAAAAAAUCAUGGAGGUUGCUAGAAUUAGACAAUUGUUGCUCCUUUGGAGUAGAAUCAAAUCUACCCGUGUUGCUCUUGUGGGUGGCAACCACACCGCCGCUAGGUUUUGUACUCGCUAAAUUCAAUUUUUUUCCACCGCUGGAUUUUCCUCUUUCUCUCCCUUUCUCUCUGUUCUUAUAGUUGAGUUUUGUGACGUACAACUAUAGGAGCACAAAGUACGAUCAGUUUUUACAGACUCUUCCGAUCCGUUUGUUGUAGAGGCAUGGAUUUUGGUCUUGGGUAUUUCCCCAAAAGAGGGGAAAUCAAGGGGAAUCAUUUCCCCGGGGUUAAAAUUGGGUUGAAUCAAGAUGCCCUUUUGAUAAUUAAGUUACCAGAUUCGAGGGCUUUAAGGAUUAUGUCACGGUCAUUGUUCUUGGCAAUGGUUCUUCUCAUAUUGCCGUCAAUUGGGUCUAUACUAAGAGGCUCAUUAGAUGUAAUUGACGAUUCUUAUGUGAAUUCUGACGGAAGGGACUUCAAUGGGUUGCAUAAUCUUUUGCACGAUUUGGCAGAUGAAGGCCUUGUUAAAAAGGGGCAUAAAGGCCUCGUUUUGAGUUCUGAGAAUGAUCAUUUGGUGAAAGAUUUGGAAUUGUUGAAUGACAAUGUGGUUAAUUUGGUGCUCGAUUUGGAUAUGGAUAACAAGAAUUCUAUUCCAAAUGAGACAUUCGAUUUUGCAAUUGCGCAGACUAAAUGGAACAGUAAGUUCAUUGAUCGUGUGCUCAAGAUUGGUGGCAUUGUUGUAACUCAACUGAGCAAUGAUCCUUUAGCUGAGCUAAAAGCUCUAGCUAACUACAGAAUCGUGUAUAUUCGACGAUUUGACAAGACUAUGGUGGGAAUUAGGAAAACCGGGGUACUAAAUGAUGAGCUGAAUUCGCAGAAAAAGGACAUUGUUUGUGGAAGCACACCUGAGGCUAAAAAAGUUGCAUUGAAAGGAUUAGAGGAUGUGUUGCUCGAGCCGCCAAAAAAGGCAUUGCUGAAAUCCUUUUCAAGGAAGAUUAAGUUUCUUCCUGAGUUGUUGGGUGAUUCUCUUGAGAAUUACCCGCGAAGAGUCUUCAUUUCUGAUGAGAAAAAUGGGGUAGCAGAAUGGUUUAAGAGGAGCUACCCUGCAAAUAAUCAAGAUUUUGAGAUUUUCAAUUUGGAUGUCGAAAUUCAAGAUUCAGAGCAAUCAGGGGAUGGAGUACCCUUACUUGGGACAGCAGAAUGGUUGAGCAAAAAUGUGAAGGAAGUGGACUAUGUUGUGAUGAAGGCAGAAGCAGAAGUGGUGGAGGAAAUGAUCAAGAAGAAAGCAAUAUGUUUGGUGGAUGAGUUGUUCUUGCACUGCAGAAGCCAAUUGGAAGGAGUUGAUAAUGAUGAUGAUGAAGAGGUAAACGGAAGCCAAAGGAUGGCUUAUUGGCAAUGUUUGACAUUGUAUGGAAAGUUAAUAGAUGAAGGGGUUGCUGUGCACCAAUGGUGGAGUUGAAUCUAAGGAAUGUUAAGACUUGGUUUAGCUUUGUCCUUUAUCAGUCUCUUGUUAUUGUUGUUCAUUCAUGUAUCAUGUGGUCAUCAGUGGCUUUUGCUUUCCAGUUUAAGCCAUUUGUUGUUUAAUUGUACUUUGUUUCUAUUGGCAUGAAGAUUGUUAUGUGAUUUA